CGGUAAUCCAUCUGCCAUGGUAAAAGGUUGGGUAUAUGUAAAACUAGUAAAAGGUUUGCCGCGUCUCUUUUGUUUUUCCGCUUUUCCGUUUUUACGUGGACUAACGUAUUUUCGACAAAAAGGGCGUGUUUCGUGUACUAGUAUUAGUAGCUAAACUAGUACAAGGCAGUACAAGAAGUUCCGUCAAAAAGAAUAAAGUUGUCUAUACCAGUUGCACUCAUUCGAAAUGCAAUACGGGCAGUAAAGAGUUACACUCACAAUCAGUAACGCCGCAGUAUUCAAAAGGGAUCGCUUGCACAUUUCUGCCACAUCAUUUAGAGUGCAUCGGUGAAUACUGAAGAGUCCAGCCAAGAAGACCUCUUACCUGAAAACGUUACCGGAACAUUACAAAAUAAUUAUAAAAUCUCUGAUUGAGAUAUACUAGCAAAAGACUGCCAAAUAUAAUGGAAACAAAAGACACUUCCAAAUUAGAAGGAAUGUUAGAUUCAAAUAAUGAGGUUCAUCUAUUAAAUAAUGAGAUGGAAAAUAUACCCAUUACACCUUCGUAUUAUAAGAGUUAUUGUCGAACAAAUUAUACGAAGAAUAUAUUUGACUACACUUGGCAUCUGGAGCAUUUCGCUAUACUCUAUAAAACAGCAACAAAAAUUCAGUCGGCAGCAUUUCCUGAAACAGCUCGAUAUACAUUUGAGAUACGAUUGUUUCACACACCACUUAACUGGGAUGAUACUGUUAUAAAAUUUUAUAUAUUUACUGAGGACCCAUUUCAAGGUAGUUGCGAUAUAUCUACGAUUUUGUUGGGCAAAAAGAAAUUCAUUUCGACAGCCGGCUAUGUAGAGAAUGGUUCAUGCAUGUAUGAAACUACAGCGAGCGCAUUGUUAAAGUACACAAAUGGAGGAACGCUUACAUUGAAUUUUACGAUUACAAUUCUUUGCGAUAUUUUAACUAAGACUUUACAUGUGAAGUCAGUACCGUUGGAUACCGUAAAUAAUAGCACAGGCAUGGAGAAACAUGAGAAUUUAAUCAGAGCAAGAGCUUCUAUUUGUCCACCAUUCGUCAUUUUCAAAUUAAACGAAUGUAGAGCGUAUAAAAUAUCAAAAAAUUUAUUACGUUCCAUCAAAAGUUCCUAUUUCUCGUCGAUAUGUGAAACAUGUCAAGAAGAAGAGGAAAAUGAUAUAACAAUAAAUCUAAAUGUACCAUCUAGUGAUUAUUUUCAAAUGAUACUAACAUUUAUCGAAACUGGUUCAUUACCAAUAUAUUCUGACGUUCCAACAAUCCUAGAGUUGUUGAGCCUAUCCUUCACAUACGAUGUAAAAGAUCUUCAAGUUACGUGUGAAAAAGCUUUAAUACUUAAUAUUACUGUUGCAAAUGUCCUCGACAUUUUGGACAUUACGAUGAAAGAGCCGACAAGUAUUUUAAAAGAACAUGUAAUGGCUUUUAUAAAAUUUCACUUAAAUGAAUUUACAAACACCGCAACAUUCAAACAACUCCCGUCAUCAUCAUUGAAGGAGAUAGUAGAAAGCAUUGCAGAACAUAAAAUAGAUAUAAAAUCCGUACCAAUCAAUACGCGUUCAGAAUCUUCAUAGAAUCUUUACAUUGAGGAUAUUAAUUAUUUAGCUCUUAAUCAGCUCAUUAAUUAUUUAGCUCUUUUUAUGAUAUAACGAUAUAUAUUAUGAUCUCAAGUAUAACUAAACCGCUUCAGUUUUUUCUACAAACAUGCUUGUUAUAAAUAAUUUUGUCGUAUUGUGUGCAUGUAUACUAAGAUAAGUUUAUUUUAGUUUAAGAAUUUAGUUUAAGAAUUUAUUAAUUUUAUGUGCACAAAAAAUACAAUAAAUAUCGUAUCUUUUAGUUUUAGUAUAAUAAGUAUAAUAAGUAAGAACCUGUGCCUAUAUAUGCAUGUGUAUGUGUGUGUAAGUUUAAAACAAGUCAAGUAUAAGUCGUGGCAUUAUUUGCGCAUAUACAUACAAAUUGUUUAUAUGUAACUUAAUGUGAACUUGAAUAAGUUAUUUUAAUUGUUUUAAACUGAAGCAAACUGGAAAUUCUCUGUUACGGUAUUUCCUAUCUUUCUAAUAUCGUAAUUAUAGAUAUAAGAAGACAAUAAAAUAAACUUUCUACUUUUUCGACAAAAAUUUGUUGAAUUUUUAUGUUUCAUUCAUGUGAGGUGAGGCCGCUAAACUGAAUGAUUACCAGAAUUUGUUCAAAAAGAAAGUUUAGUUAAGUCACCAGUCAUAUUAUUCGAAAAUCAAAGUUUUGUUGGAUUCCUUGUAGACUCGUACUACUCAAAAAUAAAACUGUUCCUACCCUAUCGUUGAGUCGUACUACCAUCUCAUUUUUCAAUCAGAGCCUUCUAACGGAGUCUUUUAGAACUAAUUCUUUAAAUAAACUGCGAAAUUAGUGGCUGGAAUAAAGCUGUAGCUGUAAGUUAUCGACAAUGCUGGAAUUCGAGUUCAGAUGCCACAAGUAAGAAAAGUAAACAGUUCUACGCGUGAUUGUGAAUAUCGAAAAAUGUUUUAUCGCGUUAUUUUUCAUUUUUCCCAUUGAAAAAUUAAAUUUUUGAGAUCUUCAGAUGCGUGAAAUGUGCGUGGAAAACUUUGUUUUAAUGAUGAAAUACAGUGGUGAAAUCGUGAUAUCAAAUCUUAUAGUUCAGCUCUCAGACCUGCCACGAAAGACCGGUGUGAACCUGGCACCUGACUUUAACGAAAUGAAAAUUUUCGGGCAUAUUU
Ooceraea biroi (clonal raider ant) is the source of this 2720-nucleotide messenger RNA. RefSeq lists its product as uncharacterized. Lineage: Eukaryota; Metazoa; Arthropoda; Insecta; Hymenoptera; Formicidae. Gene Ontology annotation, cellular component: Golgi apparatus. The record is from RefSeq and is a predicted model, not a curated record. Gene Ontology annotation, molecular function: protein binding.